ACCGCUACGUUUGCAGAGUGGAGGAAGAAAAGGAGGAUGGAAGGAAAAAAUACCUCCGUGAACCUUUGAACCGUCACAAGACUCACUUGAACCGUCUUCUUGAACAGUCACAAGACUAGGGUCGUAUACUUCCUAAUCGGAAUUGACUAUCACACAUACCGAUGCAGACGACCCGGUUCACUAUGGGAUCGCGAUAAAGUGAUUCGUUUGGAUAAAGAAAAUAAAAGGAACGGAAAACUAAGGGAAGGAGAGAGAGAGAGUUGCACCACAGCACUCUUCUAUGCUGCUAAAAGAGAGUCGUAAGGAACAGGAAACAGGGAAAAAAGCAAAAUAAGAGGCCAGCAUCUGUAGAACCAUCAUGUCAUCUGUUCAUUUCAAUCCAGGGACGGAUUCCAAAGAAGUUAAUGGUAGUGUAGAGAAGCUGGAGGAGGCUAAGGUGGAGAUAGACGAUGGGAAGGAUGAGAGUGCAGAACCUGAUACCAUGUAUCAAUAUAUUCGGAUGACGAUUACUCCUUUUGUCAUGUCCUUCGGAUUCCGUAUGUUUGGUGUGGUGCUGAUCAUAGUGGAUAUAGUGUUGGUGAUAGUGGACCUAUCUCUGAUGACGCGGAGCAGAGAUGUGGGGGACGCUCUGGAGACGAUCUCUCUCAUCAUCUCUCUGUUCUUCCUCACCGACGUACUGCUACGGGUCUAUGUAGAGGGGUUCAAGGUGUACUUCAGUUCCAGACUGAAUAUCAUAGAUGCCUGUAUCGUUGUCAUCACCCUGGUUGUCACUAUGAUCUACACCUUCUCGGACCUGACGGGGGUCAGCCUCAUACCCAGGGUGGUGACGUUCCUGCGUUUUCUGAGGAUUAUAAUCCUGGUCAGGGUCUUCAGAUUAGCCUCUCAGAAGAAAGAACUUGAGAAGGUCACCAGGAGGAUGGUGUCUGAGAACAAGCGGCGCUACCAGAAAGACGGCUUUGACCUGGAUCUCACCUACGUCACAGAUCGUGUCAUUGCCAUGUCGUUCCCCUCCUCUGGGAAACAAGCCCUCUACAGAAACCCCAUCAGGGAGGUGGCGAGGUUCCUCGAUACCAAACAUGAAGACCACUACAGAGUAUACAACCUCUGCAGUGAGAAAGGUUACGACCCCAAGUUCUUCCACUACAGAGUAGAGAGGGUGUUUAUCGACGACCACAACGUGCCUUCUCUAGAGGACAUGCUGAAGUUCACUGCCGGUGUGAGAGAGUGGAUGGCAGCUGACCCCAACAACAUCAUUGCCAUUCACUGUAAAGGAGGAAAAGGCCGUACAGGAACUCUGGUGUGUACCUGGCUCAUUGACAGUGACCAGUUUGAGAGCGCUCAGGACAGCUUGGACUACUUUGGAGAGAGGAGAACGGACAAGAGCCGCAGCUCCAAGUUCCAGGGAGUGGAGACCCCGUCUCAGAGCAGGUACGUGGGUUACUAUGAGGUGAUGAAGACUAAGUUCAACCGACAACUUCCUCCAGAACAGAGCCUGAAGAUCAAGAGCAUCCGCAUCCACUCCAUAGCAGGUGUGGGUAAAGGGAACGCUAGUGACUUGAAGGUGAAGAUCAUUGUAAAGAAGAAGCUGGUUUUCCUGUGUGUCUGUGCCAAACAAGAGAACUGCACGGUGUUUCCUGAUGCUGGUAACAACGCGGUGGUGAUCAGCCUGCAGGAGGGGCCUGUUGUCAACGGUGACGUUAAGGUCAUGUUUGAGUCCUCUGCUGGUCUCCCUAAAGGAUAUGAAGACUGCCCUUUCUAUUUCUGGUUCAACACCUCCUUUAUAGAGAACAACAGACUGGUCCUGUCUAGAGAAGAAUUGGACAACCCCCACAAAGCCAAGACCUGGGAUCUCUACAAGGAGGACUUUGGAGUCACCCUGUCUUUCUCUGAACCGUGACCUCUGACCUUUUUUAACCCCUGUCCAACUCUGAGCCUUUACCCCUAAUAACAAACCUAUCUGUGUACCAAAUAGCACUCUAUAUAGUGCACUGUCAGACCAGAGCCCCCAUGGGGCCUGUAUAAAACUAAAGUACUGUAUAGAAAAUAGGGUAGCAUUUUUUUUGAGAUUCAUGCCUUCUCUGACCCCUGAUAGUCCUGUCCGACCAAAGGGGUCUGCACCUCCUGAACUAGUCAAAGACACUCCACUACCAGAAAUGACUGACUAUGUCCCAAUCAUCUAUGCUCUCUCCUAGAGUGUGCACUCGUUCACUUCCUUCCUUAUCAUUUGAUUAAGAAAAAUGACUUGUAUAAGAAAUAUGGUAGAAACUCCACCAAUCCAACUUGGGGAAGCAGCGAAGGUGUGUGUACACCCUUUUUUAGGAGAAAGGCGAUUUAUUAUUGGGACAGAGUCUCUGGUAUCUGUUUGUACUGAGCCGUUAAACUAACAAAGGUCUAUCAUUAGUCCUCUGUGGUCAAAUCAAUGGAUUUUCUUUUAUAUUUUAUACAUUUAUGUUAAUAAAAAAAGGGAUCAUUUGGAUGUGAGGGAUGUUCAAUACUAAAACCUUAAAGAGGAUUGUUGUGGCCUUGGAAGAUUUAUGGGCCAGUUUCCCGGACAUACCUGUUUAGUCCAGGACUAGGCUUAAUCUAUUUAAAUUGAAAGUGCUUUUUUUUUUUUUUUUGUCCAGGACUAGGAUAAUCUGAAACCAGGUUUAUAAAUGUAACUUUGAAUAUUCUAUGCAAAUAUUCUCCUGUCAAUCCAAAGGGGUAUACUACAGAGCAAGAUCUAUAAAUUAGCAAACUAAACUUAAAUAUUUUUUAAAUAACUUUUGUAUUUUCUUUUCUUUUUAUAAGGAUAAAGUUGAUAUAGCCAUUGACUCAACAACCACAGAAAAAAAACACAUUUCUGAGUUGAUCUUUUCUUAAUGAAUCAGAAAGUCAAUAGAUAUUUCUUGUUGCUUAUCAGUUAGCUGGUAUGGUAGCUAACUUGUUGAUCCUGCAUUGUAGUAGAGUCCUCUAGAUGGAGAAUAGAAAACAACAGGUAUGGUAGGUGAGACAGACUGGGUUUCUAGUUCACUAAAAUAUCACGGUGUUUUCCAAUUUAAAAUAAAAAAAAACAUAUUUCCA
Messenger RNA from Salmo salar (Atlantic salmon), 3063 nucleotides. RefSeq names its product transmembrane phosphatase with tensin homology (gene tpte). Gene Ontology annotation, molecular function: phosphatidylinositol-3,4,5-trisphosphate 3-phosphatase activity; monoatomic ion channel activity. Gene Ontology annotation, cellular component: membrane; cytosol. The record is from RefSeq and is a predicted model, not a curated record. Lineage: Eukaryota; Metazoa; Chordata; Actinopteri; Salmoniformes; Salmonidae. Gene Ontology annotation, biological process: transmembrane transport; monoatomic ion transport; dephosphorylation.